Molecule: messenger RNA, 453 nt
Organism: Phytophthora nicotianae INRA-310
Lineage: Eukaryota; Oomycota; Peronosporomycetes; Peronosporales; Peronosporaceae
Exons: 3
Coding region: 1-453 (150 amino acids)
Source: RefSeq, a predicted model, not a curated record
AUGAGCCCGUAUCUGUUGCUCGCAGCCAUCUCACCGCUACUAAAGGUGCUCGAGGCCUUAAGCGACGCUGGCUUUCCGCUAGUGAAGGCCAGCCCGAUGACCUGUACCUCGUAUACAGAUGACUUGAAGUUGGACAGCCCUCCGCCCUUCUUUGUCAACCGUCAACAACACAUGAUCCUACGACUACAGGGUAAUGAAAUACUAGUGGUCAUUCCUACUGGGAUGGACUACGGCGCGCGAGCGCUUUUUACAGGUCACCGAGGCAAAGACUACUCGGAUAGAAGUAUCACAGCAACUGGGCUGUACGGCGUAACGGCCAUCGAGCUUGGCGUGGCUUGUUCUUUCUUCGCGCUGUGCAAGAUCUUCUGCCCUAUCCAGGCCAACCUAAUCUCUUGGCACUACCAGUCGAGUACCCUACAAACUAUGCCUGUGGGGGAUCGACGGCAGACGUAA